Molecule: messenger RNA, 1128 nt
Organism: Marmota flaviventris (yellow-bellied marmot)
Lineage: Eukaryota; Metazoa; Chordata; Mammalia; Rodentia; Sciuridae
Source: RefSeq, a predicted model, not a curated record
AUGGCGUGGUUCUCCAUUAUGCACGGCAGCAUCCGGGCCCAGCCCCGCCCGCUCCUGGCCAGCUGUGUGCUGAAGCCUCCCACCAUCCCCCUGCACUGGCCAGCCCUCGGGGUGCAGCAGGUGCUCUUCUCAGGGUGUGCUAUUGACUACCAUCUGCCUCCCGUGAUCCAGCUGCUCAGCAAGAUUGCCUGCCACGCCGACUUGGCCAACAGCAUGUGCCCGCUGCAUGCACCCUCGGCUUUCCAGGGCCAGGACCCGGGACCAUCAGUGGCCAACUGCGGGGCCGGCCCCAGCCUCAUGGCGUCCUUCCAGCUGGUCCCUCCCUGUUAUGGCCACAUCUACCCUGUCACCAAGCCUGGCAAGUACCUGUGCAUGCUCUAUGCCCUCUUUGGGAUCCCCCUGAUGUUCCUGGUUCUCACGGACAUAGGGGACAUCCUGGCAACCAUCCUGUCCAAGUCCUACAAUCAGUUCCGAAAACUCCCUUUCUUCCCUCGCGCCCCCUCUGAGUGGUGCUCUGGACUGCGCUGCAGGAGGAAGCCCAUCGCCAAGCCAGGGGUGGCCUCUGUCCCUCGGAUCGUCAUCAGCGCUGAAGAUCCCCGUGGCCCCAAGUCAGGCAAGUGCCCCUCAGACCCAGGCAGCCACGCAGAGCUGUUGAAGAGUCUUCUCUUCGCACAAGAGAAAGAGAACCUGCUGGCCCUGGCCCCACGGACCAUGGAGAGGAGCAACUCGUGUCCAGAGCUGGCGCUGGGGAGGCUGUCUGCCUCCAUCCUCAGCAACCUGGAUGAGGUGGGGUGCCAGGUGGAGAGACUGGAUGUCCCCCUCCCUGUCAUCGCCCUGGUGGUCCUGGCCUACAUCUCCUGUGCUGCCGCCAUCCUCCCCAUCUGGGAGACCAACCUGAACUUUGAGAGCGCCUUCUACUUCUGCUUCAUCACACUGACCACCAUCGGCUUCGGGGACACCAAGUUGGACCACCCAACCUUCUUCCUGUUCUUCUCCCUGUACAUCAUCAUCGGGAUGGAGAUCCUGUGCAUCGCCUUCAAGCUGAUGCAAAACAGGCUCCUGCUCGUGUACAGGGACCUCCUGCUGUGCCUGGCCACGGGGAGGUGCUGCCACCUGCCUAGGAAGUGA